CGUCAAUCCCCGAUUGCAAUAUAAUUAAAUAUGGCGACUAAGUACAGCUCAAGUACACAUUCCACUGCAUCAAUUGGAGUACUAAUAAAUAGUGGAUCAUUUAAUUUACUCAAUUUUUCAAAUAUAAUAAUAUUAAAUACGUGUUAUUGUGUAUGACUGAGUGUUUUAUUUUUAAUUAUAUUAUCAAAUAUAAUAAUUGUUUGUGUGACAGUUGUGAUACGUGGCUGAAUCUUUGAACCCAACAAUUAACAAAACAGCUCCAAUAUAGAAAAAAAAAAAAAAAAAGAAAUCAUUCAACAUUAUACUGUUUUCUUUUUUUAAACAUUCACCAUUGCUAAGCAAGUUUUACAACAUUGAUUGCAAUUUUGUUAUUCAUUAUUAUUUAUCUGGUGUUUUUUUUUUUUUUUUUUUAAUUUUUUGUUUUUGAGGUUGAAAAAAAAAUUGAUAACAAGACUUCAAGAUAACUGACACACAAAUUAAAUAAAUUAUUUAUUUAUUAUUUUAAAAGUAUCAAAAAUAAAAUUGAGGUAUUUUAUUUGUGUGUAUGUGAUUAAUGACCAUCUGGCCCAGAAUGACCUACGAAAUGUCAAUUUUUAAUUUGGAAAAAAGACUUAAAUUAUUUCAUUCAUUUUAUCAUAUUAUUUGGAUGAAUUAUUAUAAAAAAUAAUAAACAACGUAAUUAUAUUUAUUUAUAUUUUUUAAUUGUAAAAAACAAUAAUUAUUUAUUAAGAAAUGUCAUCAGCAAUGAAAUUAAGUAUGCAAGAUAAAAAAGAUUUAGAUAAAUUUAUGAAAUUUUUGGCUCUUAAAGCUGCACAAAUUAUUGUACAAUCAAGAUCUGGUGAAAAAGUUGUAACAAAAUGUAAGCCAGAUUCAUCUGGUGCAGAUUGGUUUAAUUUAGCAGUUCAAGAUCUUCCUGAAGUUUUAGCUGAAGCUAAACGAGUAUUAUGUGGUGAAAUAUCAAGUUCAACAAUACCAUUGUGUAUUGAAAUAUCAUUGAGAACAGUUGAGGGUGAUACAAUGGUAUUAGAAACAUGGAGUCUUGGUGUAUUGCCAGAACAAACUGAUCCAACAAUACGUGUUACAUAUACUGUAUAUAAUAGAAUGGGAAUAUUAUUAAAAUCAUUAAUAUCAGUGUCAAGAGUAACACCAGCAUAUAAACUCAGUAGAAGACAAGGACCAGAUUCAUAUGUUAUUUGUUAUAGAAUUUACAUGGGUGAACCACAAUUACAUACACUAGGUGAAAAUUAUAAACAUGUAAGAGUAGGACAACUAUGUACACCAGUUGGUACAAUACAUUUAUCUGUAUCUUAUCGUACUAAAAUGACAAUAUCACCAACUCAUACAAGUCGUGAUUCAAUAAUGCUUAAAAGUGAUCAUUUUCAUUCUGAUCUUAGUCCUCGACAUACGAGAUAUCAACAAAAUGAUGAAACAUCAAAAUCACUUAGUGAAACAAUAAAAGUUGGUGCAUUUGUUAUAAAUAAACAGGUGAUUGUUAAUGAAGAAGAUUUAGUUAUACCAGAUGUACCAUUUAGUUCAUUAUUAACACCAAGACAAACAUCAUCACCACCUGGUUCAUUAAAUGAUACAACCAAUUCACCAGUUUGUGUUACAACAACAACAACAACAACAGUAACAACAUCAACACCAACAACAGCAUCAGUUAAUGUUACAAUGACAAAUACAAGUGCUUGUAUUACAACUGAUUGUAACAAUGGAAAUGACAAAAUUAAUUGUAAUGAUAAUACAACGUCUAAAUGUAAUUCAAGAAAUGGAUCUAGACGGAGUAGUUGCUCAAUCACCAGUGCCAAUGAUGAUUUCAUUAUGGUAGACUUGAAAACACCUUUUGCUGGAACAAAUUCCAACAGUGAUCUGGGUGCUUUUUACCGAGAAUGUCAGAGUGCUCCUCAAUUGCAGGCCUUUUCUGAGGAACGUACACUUGCUGAUCAAGUUGGUGAUCUUACAAAACAGCUGGAAACAUUUGAAACAAAUAUGCAUAAAUACGAGGAUAUUCUUACUUCACUCUGCCAAACUGAUAGUAAUAAUCAGUGAUGUUCAUAUUUUAUGUGAUGAUUAAGAACUGAUUAUUUACGUUUAAAAAGAAAAACAAUAUAUAUUUAUUAGAAACUCGAUAAAUAAGAAAAAUAUUAAAAUGAAAAUUCAAUAAUCAUCAUGUAAUAAUUAAUGACUGAUUUUCAUCGUUAGUAUUGAAUUUUAUAUUUUACGAAAAUCUCAGGACAUUGAUUGAUACUUAAAAAAAAAAAUCGAAGUUAGUUAAAAAGUUUUGUAGUCAAAAAAGUCGAUAAUUAGUUGAUAAUUUUUCACAACGUGCACAGAAUUGGUUCACCGUAAAGACUUUUAUGUAAAAAAAAAAUUAAAAAAGAAAAAAAAAAAUUUUUUUACAACAAUAAGAGACGAAAUAAUUGACAAGAA
Molecule: messenger RNA, 2430 nt
Organism: Aphidius gifuensis
Lineage: Eukaryota; Metazoa; Arthropoda; Insecta; Hymenoptera; Braconidae
Gene: Atg13
Product: autophagy-related protein 13
Exons: 5
Coding region: 733-2049 (438 amino acids)
Biological process (GO): protein localization to phagophore assembly site; autophagosome assembly; mitophagy
Cellular component (GO): phagophore assembly site; cytosol; extrinsic component of membrane
Source: RefSeq, a predicted model, not a curated record